Molecule: messenger RNA, 2490 nt
Organism: Zeugodacus cucurbitae (melon fly)
Lineage: Eukaryota; Metazoa; Arthropoda; Insecta; Diptera; Tephritidae
Gene: jub
Product: LIM domain-containing protein jub
Exons: 7
Coding region: 273-2453 (726 amino acids)
Biological process (GO): cytoskeleton organization; positive regulation of miRNA-mediated gene silencing; regulation of DNA-templated transcription
Cellular component (GO): nucleus; P-body; adherens junction
Molecular function (GO): transcription corepressor activity
Source: RefSeq, a predicted model, not a curated record
GCCUAUUUUUCAUCUUUAGUGGCAACUCCAAGGAGCGAUUUCAUUUCAUUCUUUCGUAUUAUUCAUCAUUGUCUCCCAAAAAAAAUUCCGGAAAUUCCUUCGUAGAUUCCGUCAUUAUUUUAUCAAACUUAUUGUAGUAUAUUUCAUAACCAUUCAUAAAUUUAUGAGUAGCAUAAAAGUUUAAUUUGUGUGUGUGUGGUACCGGUAUAUUGAGGCAUAUACUUUGAAUAGCCUCAGCACAACAAAGCAAAUCGAACUUCAGAGUUUAAUCGAUGGCUGGUCAACGCCGCAAUGAAAACCUCAGUGAAGCAAUGCAACGUUUACAAAUGGGGGAGGAUACAAGUGGGCUUAAUUCACCCAAAUACCCUGCAGUUGCGAAUUAUAUGCGACAGCAUGUCGGUAAUACUCCUACACAACAACAAUCUGCAGAGGAGUAUAAGUUAUACGAGCGUACAAAUAUAAUUGCUUCUUCUAAGUAUGCCACACCCCGUCCAAUUGAACAGUUGGCAGCUGAUUCUAAUAUAAACAAUGUUCCACUUUGCCUACCGGCGUCUAAUGGUAUGGGCACGACAGUUGGCAAUAGCCCACUAUAUGCUGGACGCAAUGUUAUGUAUGAGAAAAAGUUAUCAACAAAGCAAUCUCCAGUAUAUGAAAAUCUCGAAUUUUGCGGUGGUGCUGUUGGUGUACCAACAGAUCCGUACUUUGAAUCAACACUUAAACGCGCACAACCGCAAAGUCCCACUGCAAAUCCAUCGCGCGGUCAAUAUAUGAUAAUGCAUGCCAGCACGAGCAGUGGGCGCUUUGCACAUACGCCAAUACCGGAUCAUCAUGCGGACACGGCGCCUAUCUAUGAAAAUAUUAUACCACAUUCCGGACAACGUGCGCAGCCGCAAGCCUCACCGGCAACUGCAACAAUUUAUCAACAUGCCGAGAUAUCACCACAAUUGAUGGGUGCUGGUAAUGGUGCCGUUACGCCACUAGCACCACAUCAUAUACGCGAGAAUUCGGGACUGGAUAUGUCGGCUGUCUUGGCAUCACCAAUGCAUCGGCGUAGCACAUCGAAUUCGUCAUUGAAAACGGCGGCAUCUAAUAGUACUGCUGCUGCUACUGGUGGUGGCAGCGGUUUAUCAUCCCCCACACAACGUUAUCGCAAUCUUUCCUUGCCCAGUCACUCGAACAGUAUACAAACAUCGCCGGCAAAAUCUUUGGCAUCUAGUACAGCUAGCAGCAACGAUUACAAGCUGCUGCAGCACACACCAAUUAAAAAUGCGCAUCACAUUCCCACACAUCAUCCCAUCAUCAACGUAUCCGUUAAUCCGAAUUACAUUGAAGAGAUCAACAGUUCCGAUUAUGUUUGCAUGACAGCCAACUUGCAUCGCCAACCAGCUAGAAGUCCAACAGGCGGCGCACAAUCACUGCGUUCCAAUACAACAGCGCUCGCUUCAAGCAGUAGUGGUUACCGUAAGCUGUGCAAUGAGUCGCCCGUUUAUGUGGGCAGCAGUAGCGCCGGUAGUGAGCUCGACAAGCAGGCUGCACGCAAAAUUUCGCCAAUGAGCGAACGCAAGUUCACACAAUCACCACUUGCUAUACCACAGCGUCCUAUGUCAACGGGUGGUGGUGUAGCAUCAUCCAUAUCACCAACACCAUCGCAAAACAGCACCGGGCUCUCAAAGAAUCUGCUACCGUAUAGCGUAACACCACCACGUCCCACCGGCCCCACCGAAGCGCAGCGCAAAAUUGACGAACUCACACGCCAAUUGGAGGAGGAAAUUGAGCAAAGCGAAGAGCAAGGGGAGUACUUUGGCAUUUGCCACACGUGCGGUGAUAAGGUGAAAGGUGCUGGGCAGGCCUGUCAGGCUAUGGGCAAUUUGUAUCACACGAAUUGCUUUAUUUGUUGCUCUUGCGGACGCGCGUUGCGCGGCAAAGCGUUUUACAAUGUGCAUGGACGUGUGUACUGUGAGGAGGACUACAUGUAUUCAGGUUUCCAGCAAACGGCAGAAAAGUGUGCAAUAUGCGGACAUUUAAUAAUGGAGAUGAUUCUACAAGCGAUGGGCAAGUCUUAUCAUCCCGGCUGCUUUCGUUGCUGCAUCUGCAACGAAUGCUUGGAUGGUGUACCCUUUACUGUGGAUGUGGAUCAUAAGAUUUACUGUGUAAACGACUAUCAUCGCAUGUUUGCGCCCAAGUGCGCUAGUUGUGGCAAAGGCAUAACACCCGUAGAGGGUACUGACGAAACAGUGCGUGUCGUCUCUAUGGAUAAGGACUUUCACGUCGAUUGUUAUAUCUGUGAAGAGUGUGGCAUGCAGUUAACCGAUGAGCCGGACAAGCGCUGUUAUCCCUUAGAUGGACGUCUAUUGUGUCGUUCAUGUCAUUUGCAAUGUUUGGCCAUGCAACAGUCUUCGCCACACGUACGACAUCAGGAGCCAGUGUGCGCAUCAUAUCAAUACAUGGGUUAAUGGGCGUUGUGAGAAUUGUGUGCACACAACUUACACA